This is a messenger RNA of Penicillium pulvis, 462 nucleotides long. RefSeq lists its product as uncharacterized. The transcript has 2 exons. The coding region runs from base 1 to 462 and encodes 153 amino acids. The record is from RefSeq and is a predicted model, not a curated record. Lineage: Eukaryota; Fungi; Ascomycota; Eurotiomycetes; Eurotiales; Aspergillaceae.
AUGGCUACCGCUGAAAAGACCCAAGAGAAGCAGAAGCAGUUCCAAGUGCCGGAUGACGUUGAGUCUGGCGAAGACUAUGAUAGUGCCGAUGAUUACUCCGACGAUGAUGACCAGAACCCUCCCGCUCAGAACAACCAGCUUCAGCGCCGCCGCAAGCCGCAACCAAAGGCAAAGCAACAAGAUGAGCUCGACGAAUACUCCGAUGAAGAUGACUACUCGGACGAAUACUCGGAUGGAUAUUCGGACGAUGAGGAGGUGAUGCAACCCCGGAGGGCCAUGCAGCCAUUCAAUGGGCAAGCUUCCAAUGGGAUACCGGAUGGCGACUUCAACGUGAUUGACGAAAAGGCCAAGGACAUCGAUGAGGAGGAAGGCAUGAAGUUGAAGAUCGAAUUGAAUUUGGAGAUCGAAGUGGAGCUCAAGGCCCGCAUCCACGGUGACUUGACCCUCGCUCUGAUGAGUUGA